This is a messenger RNA of Phasianus colchicus (ring-necked pheasant), 5591 nucleotides long. The record is from RefSeq and is a predicted model, not a curated record. Lineage: Eukaryota; Metazoa; Chordata; Aves; Galliformes; Phasianidae.
CGCCCUCCCGCCGCUGGGCGCGCGGCAGUCCGGCUCCCGGCCAAUGGCCCCGCCGCACUACAGCUCCCGGCAGCCCCCGCGCCGUGACUCGGCUCGGGCGACGGCGGCGCUGCCCGGGAUGGAGUGAGGGGGCGAGUGGCGGAGGUAGUGCGGCCCGCCGAGCUCCGGUCCCCCUCCCCCUGGCUCUCUCUGGCUCGGGCCUAUGCGGCCCCCCAGAGACCAUGGGAUCCAGGAUCAAACAAAAUCCGGAAACUACCUUUGAAGUGUAUGCAGAAGUCACUUAUUCAGGCAUCAGUUGCAUUGGGAAAGAUCCUGAGGUGCGGAGGCAAUUCCCAGAGGACUACAGUGACCAGGAAGUUCUACAGACUUUGACCAAGUUUUGUUUCCCCUUCUACAUGGACAGCCAUGCAGUUAGCCAAGUUGGACAGAACUUUACAUUUGUCCUUACAGACAUUGACAGCAAACAGAGGUUUGGGUUCUGUCGCUUAUCUUCUGGGGCCAAAAGCUGCUUCUGUAUCUUAAGUUACCUACCAUGGUUUGAAGUCUUUUAUAAGCUGCUCAAUGUCUUGGCAGAUUAUUCAGCAAAAGGACAGGAUAAUCAAAGGAGUGAGCUUCUGGAAACAUUUCAUAAACUUAGCAUCCCUGAGCCAAAAACCCCUGUUCAGCUUGGAUUGCACUCUUACUUUACUGUGCCUGACAUCAGAGAGCUUCCUAGUAUACCUGAAAAUAGAAAUCUGACAGAGUAUUUUGUAGCAGUUGAUGUCAAUAACAUGCUGCAUCUCUAUGCCAGUAUGCUGUAUGAACGCCGCAUCCUCAUUUGUUGUAGUAAGCUCAGCACUUUAACUGCUUGCAUUCAUGGAUCUGCAGCUAUGCUCUACCCAAUGUUCUGGCAACACGUUUACAUUCCUGUUCUGCCCCCACAUCUCUUGGACUACUGUUGUGCCCCAAUGCCCUACCUCAUUGGAAUACAUUUAAGUUUGAUGGAGAAAGUGAGAAACAUGGCCCUGGAAGAUGUAGUGAUUCUUAACGUAGACACCAACACACUGGAAACCCCUUUUGAUGACCUUCAGAGCCUACCUAAUGAUGUGGUUUCUGCUCUGAAGAACAGAUUGAAGAAAGUUUCUACAACCACUGGAGACGGCGUUGCCAGGGCUUUUCUGAAGGCGCAGGCGUCUUUCUUCGGGAGCUACAGAAACGCACUGAAAAUCGAACCUGGUGAACCCAUCACUUUUUGUGAAGAAACGUUUGUAUCCCAUCGUUCUGCAGUCAUGAGGCAGUUCCUUCAGAAUGCCAUUCAGCUCCAGCUCUUUAAGCAGUUCAUCGAUGGCCGCCUGGAUCUUCUUAACUCUGGAGAGGGCUUCAAUGAUGCUUUUGAAGAAGAGAUAAAUAUGGGAGAGUAUGCAGGUAGUGACAAAUUGUAUCUCCAGUGGCUCUCUACAGUGAGGAAAGGAAGUGGAGCCAUUUUAAACACAGUGAAGACCAAAGCUAACCCUGCCAUGAAGACUGUCUAUAAGUUCGCAAAAGAUCAUGCAAAAAUGGGAAUAAAAGAAGUGAAAAACCGCUUGAAGCAAAAGGACAUAGCUGAGAAUGGGUGUUCUGCAGCACCAGAGCAGUCUCUACCAAGACCAGCACCUUCUCCAUUGGUUGAAAAGAAGGACACUAAAUUAAGAGAGGACAGAAGACCAAUCACAGUACAUUUUGGUCAGGUUCGUCCUCCACGACCUCAUGUUGUUAAGAGACCCAAGAGCAACAUUGCUGUGGAAGGACGAAGGACUUCCAUUUCCAGUCCAGAACAGCCUCAGCCAUACCGGGCGCUGAAAGAAUCUGAUAGUGCUGAUGGGGAAGAGGCUAUCAGUCCAGAAAAGGCAAAAGAGCCUCUGCCUCCAAGCCCUCUCAUCUCCAGCAACGCCACAGAAAUCAACCUCCUUGAAGACAUUUUCCCUAACUUAGAAGUAAAAACACAGCCUCAGACUCUCAGCCAGGCUAAGAGCCUGGAAGACCUGCGGACUCCAAAAGAAGAGGCAGAUCAGCGAUGCACGUUUGAUUACCAGAGAAUGGAUCUUGCUGGGUCUGAGAGGAACAGGAUUGUGCCACCAAUGAAGCUGUCUCACCAUUACAACAAGCUGUGGAAUAUGGGUCAUGAUGACAUGGCUAUUCCUACCAAGUACUCCCAAAGCUCACCAGAAAGGCCCCUGACUGCACUUGGCAAUGUACCGCCAAUCACAAGGAGACCCCGGAGCAGAGACAGCAUUCUGGCUUCUGCAGAAAAGGAUGACUCAAAUCCUGCUGCUCAAGGGAAUAUCACCAUUCCUAGGCCACAGGGAAGAAAGACUCCUGAACUGGGGAUAGUGCCACCACCGCCAGCACCCAGGGCUUCCAAGCAUCAGACUCCAACUGGACCAACAGAAAUUCUCAGUGCUCACACUACAGGAUGUAGCCAGUUGGUUUCAGAUCUUAUCCCAGAGCCCUUAGGAGUUGCUAGGUUGUCCUUAGAGCCUGAAGUCCAGCAGUCUGUAAAUUAUUCCUGUUGUUCAUCUCAGCUUUUGUCCAGUGCAACCAGCACUGCAGAAAUGCUCCAACCUGUCAGGGUGAAGACAGAUAAUACAGGUAAUGAAAGUGACUACCUUCUGAAUCUGCUGGAUCCAUUAAAAACAGCCAGCUGGCAAAGCAGUGGCCCCCAGCAAGGUUCCUGCAGCCUGCAGAGCUCAGCCACUCCACCUUCUGGAGCUGGCUUUGUAUCAGUGGCAAGUGACUUUGUGCCUCCUCCAGCUGCACCAUUUGUCCAGUCACUCAGUUAUCCUUCCUCAGCACUGUCACCUUUUUUACAGGCAUCUCCUAAUCCAUUUACACAAACGGUGCCAGGACCCCUUUCAGUGUCUCUUGUUAGGCCCCCAAGGGGCUCUUUCACCCCCACAUUAGGUCAUGCUUAUAGUUCUAGCUUCAUAACACCUAAUUCUAGUUUCUAUCCACCACACAGACCUCAACCAAACAUUUCAACAUUGUCCAUGCCUAACUUGUUCAGCCAGGCUCCAGCGAUGUCACCAGCUAGCUCCUUACUGCUGCAGAGCCACAGCUCUUCUCCAGCAAGCUCUCUACAGCCAGCAUGUUUAAGUGGUCCUUCUAAAACCAGAACAUUACAGGUGGGCAAGUCCAGUUCCAAGGUAGAUACCAAACAAGCACUAGCUCUUCUGUCUAAUGAACCCCCUUUGAUCCCUUCCAGGCCAGCUAAGGGCUUAGAGUCAGUGUUACUGUCCUCAAAACCUGAGGAGACAAAAGAUCCAUUUGAAGAUUUGUUAAAAAAGACCAAGCAAGAUGUGUCAUCCACACCAGUGAAUGGUCUGUGCUGCCUGCAUUUUUUCUGCUUUCUGCGUGUGUGUGAAAAACUCAAACAGGAGAUUGACAUCUGCUCCAUUUCCUUUCUGGUUCGGAGGUGGUUAGAGUCUGUCAGUAACAAACAACUGCCAUUUUUCGGGGAAAAGUAACAUCCCUUUACCCGACCGUAGGAAUGGUUGGUUCAGUGACACUGCAGAAGGCAAUGGGUGCAGCAGCACAUCUUUUGUUAAACAGGAAUGUGCGACGUGCUGCCUUCAAAAGAGCGCAAAUAAAUGAUGGUUGAAUGUUUCCCAAACUCUGUCCAUAUGCACGAGAGGAUUUAUGCUAGUUUAUUUGUAAUUUUUUAAUGUGUUUUGUGCUUUUUAUAUGCUUACCCUGUAGGCUUUCUGACCAAAGUGCUUUUUCCAACACUGGCAACUUUCAAUUGCUUAGUAGUGAACACAAAGCCUGUUAGCUGCUGCUUCUUACAACAUCCAGGUUUGGAAAAAUCUGUUUCACUUUGCUUGUGACUGUUGGAGGUUAACAGAUGUAUGUAUUUUUUUUUAAAUCUCUGCACUGUGAACCGGUGAUGACAAGAGCUGCUCUGGUCCCCCAGCGUCCUUCAGGAAUUUGUGGCAAUGUAGGAGAUGAAUUCCCACCCUGGGAACUGCCUGGUUCCACCCCGCUCAGCUCUGUGAUAAUCCCGUGUCCAUGUUUUCAAAUGGCGCAGUGGAUUGGCAUCAUAAAACAAACGUAAGCAUGUCAUUCAUUGUGUAGCACUGUAAAAUUAAUUGCUUAAUAGAGUUAAACAUUUUGGCAGACUAGGGGCUUUAUGUAAUCUCACCACUCUUUUAAUGGAUACAUAAAACUGAAGCAAGGGCAUAUGCCUACAGUUACUUAAUUUUCUGUGGAAUGUUUGCUUAAGUUGCCAGAAACCGAGUAUUUUCUCAGAAAGAAAGAUUAAGAAUUGUCUUCUCAGGAACAUGCACCAAUUUUUUUCACAUUUUAUAACUUAAAUCCAUUCCCUCUUGGCCCAUUGCUCUGCAGCAAGCAUUUUGAUUAUCUGUCUCUGGUUUCAGGCUCACCUGGUUGUGUUUAUUGCAGCAGUUACCUCGGUGCCAAAGUGGUUGUUACACCCCAUGAUGCUGAUAUGUUGCUGUUGCAUGGAAGCAAAGUGGAUGUGCAGUUUAGUUGUGUCAGGUGUACCUCAGUGGCUCUGGGUGUUCCACUGCACAGGGACACUUACAGUACCAAGCAGUCAGUGCAGCCGUUUCAGUUAUAGUCAUUUAUUUCCACAUUCUAGCCUCAUUUCCAGGUGCUCCAGUGCAGGCUGCUCACUGUGAGCUCUGUCCAUUAGCAGCUCUCCUGCCAGGAAUGAGCUUGCAGCUGUCCUGCAGCUGGAGCAGGGCUGCCACCAGCAGCUCCUGUGGCACAACUGUGGAGCGAAGUUCCCAAGACUGCACGGGUAAGCGGUGUAGGGUGCAGCUGUACCUCUGCCUGAGCCCCUUGUCCUUACACAACACAUCUCUGCAUCCAUCCCUGUGGUGCACUGGCUGAGGGCAGGCAUCAAAUCAAGGGCCCAGCUGGCCCCACCUCCAACUUCUGCCUCUGGCCCUGCAGUCAGCAGAGGUCUUCAGACUCAGGAGGUAGGAAAGAUCUGUGAAGUCUUUUUACAGAGAAAAUGUUAUUCUGAAUACCUGAAUGUGAACUUCCUUUGACAUUUAGUCCUGGCUGUGGGCAGAAUCUCUCCAGCCACAUUGGGUCAGAUGAUGUGGUAAAGACUGAAGUGUGGUCCUCUCUGUUUUUUUCCCUUCUGCUGGAGAGUGCUGUCCCCCAUUUCUCUAGAAGAGAGUUUUUGCUGCUGCAGAAAUCUGUCCUGACUUAGGCUGUUACAUAUAUCAGGGCUCUAAACACAGGCUGAUUUUGUGUCUUUGCUCAUAACUGUACAUGUGGGUAGUAUCACUGAUAGCUCUGCUCAGGCAGUACAGUGUGUAGUAGCACAUACUUCAGUAUAGGUUAACAGAGAAUGCAACAGGUUUCAGUAGCUCCCUUCUAUAUUUCUAUAAUAGGACUUUACUAGCUGCUAUGCAGAUUUGCUGUUAUGGUGUGUGACAGAAAAAAUAAUAAUGAGAAACUUAAUUAACGCAACAGUGAAACUUGUGGCUGUGCAAACUCUGUUACAGACCAAAAUCAGCAACCUAGAAAUCAAGUAGCAAUUUGCCAAGAAGUAAUCACAGAUCAUGGUACUAUUUUUAUACAUAUUUUUAUUGUAAACUUAU